Podospora anserina S mat+ is the source of this 2370-nucleotide messenger RNA. RefSeq lists its product as uncharacterized. Bases 1 to 2370 code for a protein of 789 amino acids. The record is from RefSeq and is a predicted model, not a curated record. The transcript has a single exon. NCBI's taxonomy places the organism in Eukaryota, Fungi, Ascomycota, Sordariomycetes, Sordariales, Podosporaceae.
AUGAUCAGCUGGGCGCUCAAGCGCAACAACAAUAAAGACGCUGACACCGCGCGCGACGCGACCGGCGGGGGUACGAGAUCCCAUUCCCGCAGAACCUCAAGAAAGUUUUUAGGACACCGAACUCAGACAAAUGCAGAUGAUACAAUCCAGCUGGACAUGCCCGACACGCCAGCGCCGGUAUUUGCUGUGCGCGCGUUGAAGACAGCCAUCUUCGGGACCCCCGCAGCCCGCGCCGACCGCCGAGCCUCGAGACUGACGGCAGCAAACAACAAGUCCGCACCCGUAAAACCCGAUGUCGUUUCUGUCCCCGAAAAGUCGCCUGCGAAACCACCCGGCAUUCUUCUAACCCCAGGCACUGGCGCCGCCCGUCGAAAACGAGUGUCUUUUGGCCAUGACGUCAAGCAAGGCUCAGGAGGACCGGCGAGAUCGAGCAACGGCGAACUUGACGAUCCGAGUUCAUGGGCUGGCAGGCCUGCGGAUACCCCAAUUCCGAAAGCGAAGACGAAACUGCAGCAGACUUUGGAAAACGCACGGCGUAACAAGGCCGAGGAGACCACCACCGAGGUCAGGGACUUUGCCUCCCACGACAACGAACAGGAGGGGGCUUGGGAAGAGGUGGACGAUGAUUAUGAUGAGUCGGACUACGAGGCCGACAUUACGACCGAUCUGAACGAGCCUCACUCCAGGUCUGGUCAGUACUGGAAGUCCUACUUUGAAACCUACCACGCCGAUGCAAAGGCCGAGAUGGAGAAAUUGGUUAAGUACAAGCAGCUCGCAAAGUCUUAUGCGAAGAUGAAGGACACGGAGGCCGACGAGCUGAAGCAAAACCUGAGGGAGGAACAGGAGAAGGUCCAGCAAAUGGAGGAGAAGCUGGCUGAGAUGGGUAGGCAGGUGGCUGCCAAGACUCAACGGAACGGAGGGCAAGCCGAUAUGCAGUUGGUAGAUGAGCUGAACAAGCAGACGGCACUCGCACGGGAGUACAAGCUUCAGGUUGAAGAGCUGGAAGAUUUGCUUCAUGAUGAGAUGAGCGAGGACGAGCCAAAGGGAGCACGACAACGCCGCGUUGCCUCUCCACGGACCCACCGGACCCUUAUGGAAGCCCAGCGGGAACUGAGAAAAGCGAGGUCACAGCUAAGGGAGAUGGAUAGUCUGCGGGAAGAGCGGGAUAAACUGCGUUCCGACUUGAAGUUCGCCGAGCAAAGGUCCACCAAGCUUGCUGAUGAGAACAAGAAGCUGUCUGGGGAGUUGUCUAAGAGCAGCACCAAGAUUCAGGACCUGGAGAAGAACCUUAGCGAAUCAAAGGCCUCGUUCGAUAAGUUGAAGGAGGACGCCAAGAACCGGUUCAGGGAGGCCCGGGAGGUGUUGGAGACCAAGAACAAGAAGAUUUCCGAACUCCAAGACCAGAUCGCCUCCCUCAAGAAGGACCCCACCGAGAGCAAACGAACCACCUGCGCAACUCGAGGUCUGAGUCUAGACGAAAGGUCAAAACCCACCGCUGACCGCCCAGCAACAUCAUUACAAUCCCUCGAAACAGCAGAAGAAGACCACACUCGUCUUUUGCGAGAGCUUAAAGAACUGAAAAGAACCAGCCUCCAAACAGCCACCACCACAACUACCACGCGAGAUAAGAACCGCCCCAGUGUAGACGGGUAUAAAUACACCUCGACAACCGACGACCUCCAAACCCUCGCCACCUCCCGCGCCCUCCGCGAUAGAAUCGAGAGCGAAUUCGGCGUCGGGAAAAAGUCUCAACUCUCCUUCCCAACUCCCGCGGGUAACAUCCUCAUCGACCGCGCCAACCUCCCCGACAGCCCCUCCCCCAAUCCGAGGUCUGUCCCCUCCUCAAAGGAAGAUGUCAUCUCCCGAUCACCAAGCAGAGGCUCAUCCCGCCCACGAACAUCACGGAUAUCCAUCUCGAGAGAAAACCUCAGAUCGAAAAGCAGCACCGACACCAACGAGUCCGAAAAGCGCCUCACCAACGGCAGCCGCACCUCCCUCGUGCAGCCCCGGAAGAAAUUCCCUCCUCCUACCCCCGCUGCUGCGGUGCGGUCGCUCCCUACGUUGGAUGUCACCGAGGACUUGACGCAAGACCCAGAAGCAGCAGGGGGGAUCGACCUCGUGACGGGGAAAUUUGCCCGGCUGGGUGGUGGUGGUGGUGGCGGUGGGGGUGUUGACAAGCGGCAGGAUCCAAACAGUAGCGCUGUCUGGAGCACCAUGAACGCGUCACAGCUUGCAAUGCCGGCGGAUCGAAAGGCGGCGGCUAUUGCGCGGUUGCAGAGGAAGAAGGCGGCGAGGUUGCAGAUGGAGAGGAUCAAUGGCGGGGAUGGGAGGACAGGGACGAGGAAUAAGGAGAAUUUGAGGCCUUAUUAA